AUGUUGUUCUCAAGAGCAUUGCUCAGACUCCCUCUUCGAGUAGCGCCUACCCUCAGAGGCACAACACUACCUCAGUCGUCGUUCCUUGUACCAAAACAACGCCCUCUCCCCUUGUUCUAUUGUUCUUCCACAAAGAACACACCAACAACCAUCGACAACCACAACAAGCUAUCCAACAUAACUACUGUAACAUUGAUCACCAACAAGUCGAGCGUAGAUGAUGUCUGUCAGUGGGCCGCCGACAUCCCAACAAUCGAGCAAUCAGACAUUGCCACCUUGAAGCAGAAUAGAGUUAAUGGUGCAGCACUGUUGACUCUGACCAAGGAGGAGCUAUUGAAGCUCAACUUCCCUCUUGGUGCUGCAAGCAAUCUGAUGAUCGCAAUCGACAAGCUCAAAGUACCAGUCAAGAAGGCUCUUGAUGCCAGCAAGUUGCAGGACCCGCUGCUCCCUGCCCGUGAUGAUCCAAGAUGGGCAUGUCUUCACGAUCUCAAGAUAGAGAUGGUGAAUGAUGCCAAAGGCCAACUAGUUCCAUGUCUCAAGAAGUUGAAGGACAAGAUUGGUCAGUUCAUAGAGUUGCCGAAUCUUGGUGGCGCGGACGGGCUUCUACCAAAGAAGCUCGACGAGAACAAGAUCAAGUCGUUCCUCAUGACCCAAGAGAGAUAUGACUUGGUUGUGAGGUUCGCCACAAUGAUCAACCUUGGCCAAGUCAACAUCACCAACUCUAGUCCACAGAGUGGCCUCAUCCUCUCAGGACCCAAUGGAGUUGGUAAGACUUUUGAAUCGUAUCUCCUCACCUGCAUCGCCUAUUUGAACAAUUCAAUCCUCAUCUAUAUUAACAUGUCUUCUCUGAAAGAUGACAACCAAAUGGCGGCCUAUUUCCUCAACCGUUUCAUCACGUUCAAUGCAUCCAAGGCUUCUACCAUUCGAUGCGCUCCCAACGACUGGAAAGCUCCCACUCUCCUCGAUCUCGCUGUUGCUGGGACAACUGACAAAUCCCAGGCGUUUCUUGUCUCUCGUGAGCUGAUGAAACAACUCGCAACCUAUACGGAGCACCCAGUCAUGUACUGCUUGGACGAGCACCAACACCUUUGGAAGCAGGGCGUCGAGAGCUCCUCAUUUGGCAUCUCAUUCACCAUUGAAUCUGGACCAUGCUCUGGCUCAAGAACCAUUCUGGUUGUCUCUGGUUCUGCACACUCUGCAUUCGAGAUGAACCUUCCUUCUGGCAUGUCAUCCUGGUUUCACAAGAUACUUCCUUUCAGCGCGGAGACAUUCAAAAUGGUUAUCCAAGAUGAGAAGAGCGGUCUUUCCAUCCAAGAGGAGUGGCGUUGUGACGACGAAUCAAUCGAGAGACUUGCAGAGAUCACUGGACGAUUGCCUCGAGAGUUACAAGAGAUGCACGAUCAGCAACACAAGUUCAAGACAGCAGAAGAUUUCCUCAACCACCGCAAGAUGCUGUACAACAACGAAGUCAACAAAUACUUGUCAACAAGCAACGAGAAGCAAAUCGGUGCCUACUAUCAGUUUAUGGACGCAUUCUUCUCACGAAUCGACAAGAUGGACAUGGCAUUUGCUCCUGCAUCUCUCUAUGACACUGGACUCAUCUACUUUGACCUUCGAGACAAUGUGUACCGUUCAAUAUGCAGAGGAGCAUUCCUGGCACUUCAUGAACACUAUUGGUCAUACCGACAAUUCCCAACAAUGUCAUCCCUUGGUCCCAAUGCCACUGGAGGGCAGUUUCAGAGAUUGGUUGAGAGAGCAUUCCAGAGACGCACAAGCACCGACCAAAUCAACGGAUUCUGUCUUCGCUUACCUAGUCCCAAACCAAAAAGAGGAAGACCAAAGGCGUCAGAGAAGUUCGAGUUCGAGAAGAUUGCCAUAUCAUUUCCAGUAGUCGACAGAACAGUAUAUAUCGAACAACGAGAUGGUCAGCUCGAUAUCCCAAAGCACUUUGGUAUGAACACACUCUACAUUCCAUCUUCCCCAACCUUUCCCUGUUGGGACUACAUACUCUUCAACCCCUCGACCAACACGAUCUACUUCGUUCAAGUAUCAUUGUCAACAUUCCAACAACAUGAAUCAAACAGUCCAAUAUUUCCAUCUUUCAACGACGACAUCAACAACUACACAAGCAUUGCCUCUGUCACGCAGGCAAUCACAGGAAAGAAGUGUUCAACCUCCAUCACUACUGAACAUGAACUCCAAUUUACCGCAGAUGAUGUCAAAGCCCAUUUCAUAUACAUCACUUGGUCAACCAAGGAGCAACAGCGCCCUCUCUACAAGAACAUCACCAUAUUUGACAAGGAGGCUUGUCGAACAGAACUUUCGAUUCAAUAG
Messenger RNA from Acytostelium subglobosum LB1, 2334 nucleotides. RefSeq lists its product as hypothetical. Bases 1 to 2334 code for a protein of 777 amino acids. The record is from RefSeq and is a predicted model, not a curated record. Lineage: Eukaryota; Evosea; Eumycetozoa; Acytosteliales; Acytosteliaceae. The transcript is spliced from 3 exons.